Molecule: messenger RNA, 1437 nt
Organism: Aspergillus steynii IBT 23096
Lineage: Eukaryota; Fungi; Ascomycota; Eurotiomycetes; Eurotiales; Aspergillaceae
Product: putative MFS transporter
Exons: 5
Coding region: 86-1372 (428 amino acids)
Biological process (GO): transmembrane transport
Cellular component (GO): membrane
Molecular function (GO): transmembrane transporter activity
Source: RefSeq, a predicted model, not a curated record
GUCUCUUUCUAUUCUGUGCUCUGUAGAUCAGACCUUCCCUCGACUAUCUAGUUUUGUAUACCAUCACUCGAUCGAUCGAUAGACCAUGACCGGACAAGCCAACUACGGCACUAUUUCGCAGGACGCCGACCCUCCCGUCGAGCGCGAAGAAGAGGAAGAAGAAGAAGAAGAAGAAGGGUCCUUCUUCGAUCAGAAAACAGCCCGCCAGGUGCUGGGAAAGAUCAUCAGCACGAACUUCGCUGUCCUGCAAGCUGGUUUGAAUGAUGCGGCCACCGGCGUCCUCAUCCCCUACAUGCAACCGACCUACCAAAUCGACCUCUUGACCGUCUCCUUCGUGUACCUGGUGAACUUCACGGGCUGGGUGACCGCCUGCUUCGCGAACAUCCACGUCUGCGCGCGCAUCGGCACCGGCGGGACACUGGUGCUGGGCGCCGCGAUCCAGUGUCUCGGGUACGCGCUGAUGUGGUGGCAUCCGCCGCUGCCGGUGUUCAUGGGGGCGUUUUUCUUCACGGGCAUGGGCGUCGCGUUCCAGGAUGCGCAGGCGAACACGUUCACGAUCACGGUGAAGAACGCGCACCGCUGGCUGGGCAUCUUGCAUGCGGUGUAUGGCGCCGGGACCAUCAUUGCGCCGCUGAUCGCGAGCACGAUUGCGUCGCGGACGCCCGAGUGGCAUCAUUACUACCUGGUGACGAUGGGGCUGGGGGUCGUCAAUGUGUGCUUGUUGGCGUGGACGUUUCGGCGCAACCUGUUCCAGCCGAAUGUGGCGACGGCGAAGGAUACGGCGGGAGGCGAGUUCAAGGCGGUGAUGAAGAGUCGGGCGGUUUGGAUUCUCAAUGGGUUUUUCUUUUUGUAUGCCGGGGCGGAAGUGGCGUCUGGAGGAUGGCUGGUGCAGUUCCUCGUGUCGGUUCGCCAUGGCGACUUGGAGAAAAUGGGUUACGUUGCCUCCGGGUUCUGGUCGGGGUUUACGAUAGGCCGGGUGGUUCUUGCAGACAUCACGCACAAGUUCGGAGAACGGCGCAUGGUGUUCAUUUACACCUUGCUGGCAUUGAUCAUGCAGCUGAUGUUCUGGCUGAUCCCCAGUAUCCCUGCGAACGCCGUUACGAUCUGCUUGCUAGGGUUCUUCAUUGGUCCAUUCUAUCCGGUGGGACUAUAUGUUCUCACAGAGGUCAUUCCGCAGGAGCUUCAUAUCGGAGCAAUCGGUUUCACCGCCAGCUUGGGUCAAGCCGGGGCGGCUGCCUUCCCGUUCAUGACGGGCGCCAUAGCCUCCAAGGCUGGCGUUCAGGUGCUGCAACCUAUCAUGGUUGGCUUGCUGAUUGGAAUCGGCUUGCUUUGGGCCAUCGUUCCCAAGAAGAGGCAGAUCACGCUGCAAUGAGAUCUCAUUCGCUACGGGGCCAUGCGGCCGCCCUGUUCCAGAGAGAUUAGCGUACUGCCAUAUCU